Molecule: messenger RNA, 2204 nt
Organism: Alosa alosa (allis shad)
Lineage: Eukaryota; Metazoa; Chordata; Actinopteri; Clupeiformes; Clupeidae
Gene: toe1
Product: target of EGR1, exonuclease
Exons: 7
Coding region: 327-1862 (511 amino acids)
Biological process (GO): snRNA 3'-end processing
Cellular component (GO): Cajal body; cytoplasm
Molecular function (GO): snRNA binding; metal ion binding; 3'-5'-RNA exonuclease activity
Source: RefSeq, a predicted model, not a curated record
CGGCCAUACCCAUGUGUUUUUGUACCUUAUGAAUUACACGUUUGAGAAGAGAAGUUAGUGGUGUGUUUUGGUUUUUAGUGGGUUCCUAAACGAAUGACUACACUUGAGGUUAAGCAUACAUCGAUGUAAUUUAGUGGAAACCUUUAAAUGGUUUGAUAAGUGUAACUGCUGACCGCAUGAGCGUAUAUGUAAGAUACAGCUCCUCACAGCCAUGAGCCAUGUCCUUUUGUAUGACGUCUAGCUAGCCCAUGUGUGUUAAAGAUAUCUUCUCACAACUGUUAUUCCCGAAUAAAGUGAAACGUUAGUGUGAUCGACUCCAGCAUAAUAUGGCAACCUCGAUGGUGGUCCCGGUUGUGGAUGUACAGAGCAAUAAUUUCAAAGAGAUGUGGCCAGCAAUUUUGUUGGCCAUUAAAUCAUCAUCUUUUAUAUCUUUGGACACGGAGCUGAGCGGUUUGGGAAACAGAAAGAGUCUUCUUGCAGAGUCCAUUGAAGACCGUUAUAAGGCAAUUUGCCAUGCAGCUCGUACACGCUCCAUUCUGUCCCUUGGUUUGGCGUGUUUCAAGAAACUUGAGGAUAAAGCUGACCAUACUUACUUCGUGCAAGUGUACAACUUGACUUUACUCUGUUCAGAGGAGUAUGUUAUUGAACCCCAAUCAGUCCAGUUCCUUGUGCAACAUGGUUUUGAUUUCAACAAACAGUAUGCUCAGGGGGUCCCAUACAAUAAGGGCAACGAUAAGGGUGGCGAUGUCCAUGUGAUAAAUGUUCGUAAUCUUUUCGUGGAGAUCCUCAGAGCUCACAAGCCUUUGGUUGUUCAUAAUGGAUUGGUUGACAUGGUUUUCCUGUACCAGAGUUUCUAUGCCCAUUUGCCCGAGAAGCUGGGUACGUUUACUGCAGACCUCUCGGAGAUGUUCCCAGCAGGCAUCUAUGACACCAAAUACGCCACUGAGUAUGAGCUGCGGCUCACGGCCUCAUAUCUGGAGUACGCCUUUAAGAAGUGCAAGCUGGAUAAUGGCAGAUCCAUUCAGGCAGGUGGCCACGGGCCUCAUGUGUUCCUGGAGUUCUGUAACUACACUGGGAACAUGCAGAGCUAUGUGGACUACAGGCCAUGCGCUGAUGGUCACGUGGGAGGCGCAACAGAUGUCUGCAUACAGUUCUCUGCUUACGGGUGGUGUCCCAAUGGGUCUCAGUGCCCCAUGUCUCACGACACAGACCUGAUCAUCCAGCAGGACGAGCGGACUAAGGAGAGCAAGCGCCAGAAGAGGAAACGCAAGAAGAAGCAGAAGGGCCCACAGGAGUCGUGCGAGGAGGGUCUGGACGCACCCCCGACCAAGCAGGCUCACCUAGAGGGCAGCAAUGUCGAGGAGCAAGGUCAGAACAAUGGAGUGGAGAAGAACUGCACCAGCGCUGCCACCGAGAUGACCGAUGACCUUCAGGAAGAUAGCUGUGCAGAUGCAGGCAGCAUAAACCGUGAGACUUUGGGAGCGUCCACAGAGGAGGAAGGAGCUGUUCCAUCUGGGGCUCAGACUGGGGACCCCUCAGCGCUGGCGGUCAAGACUAGGGAAGCAGACGCAGCAGUGAAGAGGGCAGAGGCGGGGACCCACAGAGCUGGCUUUGAUGCCUUUAUGACCGGAUACAUCUUUUCCUACGCCAGUUCUCUGGCAGCGAAAAGCGAGGAGUCGAGCCCAGGCAAAUGGCUGCUUGGCUGCUUAAACAAACUUUAUCUAAGUGGUAAAUCCGUACCCUUACACAUUGUGAAAAGCACAUUUUCCAAGUCGUCAAAGGCACACAUGCAUAAAAUGGACAUUGUCUGGGGAAAGCGCCUCAGUAACAAUGCAGCUCCAAGGGUGGAAACGAUGGCAUGAUGUGAGUCGUGUUUGAAAUGGUUUUGUUAUUAACAAUGACUUUAGAGUCUGUGGGCGUACAGGUAACACAGAUGUGUCCUGGUCUUGCGUUUCAUCAAACAUUGUAUAUGGUGUUCAUUUAAUUGAGGUCAUCCAUCUCAUUCUCAUUUGGUGUCAUGUUAUGAUUUCGAAGAUGGAAUGGUUCUUUCAAAAUCUGAGACUGUAUAAAGAAAUGACAAAACAAAAACCAUACAUUCUACUGUAGUGCAGUUACAUAUAAAGUUGAGUUUUAUUUGUAACAAUUGGAUAUACAAGUUUUAUAAUGGUGUACAUUUAUAAAAUUAAAGCCAGAUGAAUGGAAAA